AUGCUCGGUUUGGAUGCAGCCGGCAAGUCCACCAUCUUGUACAGCAUGAAUUUAGCAACACCGGUCGAUGUCAAACCGACGAUUGGUUUCAAUGUAGAGGAAGUAAAUGUGCCUAAUACACGUAUAUGUUUUAUUGUGUGGGACCUUGGCGGCCAGGAAACGGUUCGCAGUUUGUGGCGGCAGUACCUUGAUGGCGUGUCAGGUCUAGUGUUCGUUGUCGAUUCCGCAGACCAUGAACGAAUGCAGGAGGCGAAGGAGGCUCUGCACGCCGUGGUCAGAGACCCAAACCUGCAAGGAGUCCCUGUUCUUGUGGCUGCAAAUAAACAGGAUCUUCGGGAUGCCCUUCCAGUAUCUGCGGUCGUCGAGCGGCUCAAUACGCAGGCCCUUGCAACGCCAAGAAACGCCUGUGUUGUACUCCCAACCUCCGCAGUGACGGGCGAGGGCGUACCAACGCUCUUUAUCCGUCUGGCUGAACUCGUUCGAGCUCAGUCGAAAAGGAAUCAACCUGCACUUUCCAUAUUUAAAUCAUCGGCGCAGAACCCUACCCGACGAUCUUGGAGGGACCGCAUUGCAGCCCACAUGCCCCAAAUGUUUAGACGGGACAGUUCAUACACAGCCAUUUAA
This is a messenger RNA of Spirometra erinaceieuropaei, 624 nucleotides long. The record is from the annotation of a GenBank genome assembly. NCBI's taxonomy places the organism in Eukaryota, Metazoa, Platyhelminthes, Cestoda, Diphyllobothriidea, Diphyllobothriidae.